This is a messenger RNA of Oncorhynchus nerka (sockeye salmon), 5442 nucleotides long. RefSeq lists its product as uncharacterized. Gene Ontology annotation, cellular component: nucleus. The transcript is spliced from 13 exons. The coding region runs from base 270 to 4745 and encodes 1491 amino acids. Gene Ontology annotation, molecular function: RNA polymerase II cis-regulatory region sequence-specific DNA binding; DNA-binding transcription factor activity, RNA polymerase II-specific. NCBI's taxonomy places the organism in Eukaryota, Metazoa, Chordata, Actinopteri, Salmoniformes, Salmonidae. Gene Ontology annotation, biological process: regulation of transcription by RNA polymerase II. The record is from RefSeq and is a predicted model, not a curated record.
GACGCUUCUUCAGGAACAACAACACGUCUACUCUUUCAACCACCUCGGUAGCCUGCUAGCCAACAUAAAACUGGAAGAGUGUCGCUUUAGACCAUGUUAAUGUACAUUAUGUAAUCUCAGUGUUGUAAACGCAGUUCAGUUGACGUAUUAACUGGUUAACUUGAACCUAAUUUGCAUGUUCAAUUUGCAAACUUGUUAAAGAUUGUUGCUGAGCCUAGUACUAGGCUAGUCGCUAAUGCUAGCUAGCUAGCUAGCUAACAUCCCUGACCAUGAGCUCACUAAACUACUCCUCCCCUGCUAAAGAAGAGGAGGUCUGCUGGACGGAGAAAGAAGCUCUGGCGAUGAACAUUGUCGUGAAAGACGAAGAGGAGGAUAUUACUGUGAAAGGAGAGGAAGAACCUUUCAGAAUUAAAAAGGAGGAAGAGGAUGCUGUCUCAAUAAAGUUGAAGAAGGAAGACGUUUUGGGAGUGAAAGAGGAGGAGGCAGAAUAUCAGAUUAACACCAGAGAGAGACAUGACUAUGGUGGAUCCUCUGGGGAGACUCAACAACAUCCUGAUGCUGACGAGGCAGAGAAGAGUCUCUCCAGAUCAGAACACCAGAUGGACAACGCUAGCCCUUCCUCCCUCCCUGAGUCCCUGUAUUGUGCGUCUCCCGGUAGCUCCUUACUGCUGGGUAUGAAGAGGUUGUCUGUGCUGCUGGUGGACUGCAGGAAAACAACAGGGCUGAGUGGAACUGUGAGAGGAGGAGCAGAGAAGAACGGAUCAGAUUUGACACAUCAAAGAGGAAAACCGAACUUGGAGGAACCAGAGACGUCCAAACCAGCAAGACGACACCUCUGCUCCCAGAUUGGAAAGAGUUUUACCAAGUUAGGAAGCCUGAACAGACAUGAGAGGGGACACACAGAACCGAAGCCACAAAAUUGUGCCCAGUGUGGAAAGAGUUUUAGCCACUUAGGAAAUCUGAAAGCUCAUGAGCGAACACACACGCGGGAGAGGCCUUUCCAUUGCUCCCAGUGUGGAAAGAAUUUUAAGCGGUUAGACACUCUCAAAACCCAUGAGCAAAUACACACAGGGGAGAAGCCAUACCAUUGUUCUCAGUGUGGAAAUAGCUUUAGCCAGUCAGGAAGCCUGAAAGUUCAUAAGCGAAUACAUACAGGGGAGAAGUCAUACCUUUGCGCCCAGUGUGGAAAGAGUUUUAGCCAGUCAGGAAGCCUGAAGGAACACAUGAGACUGCACACAAGGGAGAAGCCUUACUACUGCUCACAUUGUGGGAAGAGUUUUAACCAUUUAGUUAGCAUGAAAAGACAUGAGAGGAUACACACAGGAGCGAAGCCACACCCGUGCUCCCAGUGUGGAAAGAGUUUUAAGCGGUUAGACACCCUCAAAGCUCAUGAGCAAAUACACACAGGGGAGACACCAUACCAUUGCGCCCAGUGUGGAAAUAGUUUUAGCCAGUCAGGAAGCCUGAAAGUUCAUGAGAGAACACACACAGGGGAGAAGCCAUACAAUUGUAGCCAGUGUGGAAAGAGUUUUAGCCUUUUAGAAAGCCUGAGAGUUCAUGAGCGAAUACACACAGGGGAGAAGCCUUACCACUGCUCCCAGUGUUCAAAGUGUUUUACCCAUUUAGGAAGCCUGAAGGAACACAUGAGACUGCACACAGGGGAGAAGCCUUACAAAUGUUCAGACUGUGGGAAGACAUAUUACUCAUCACAGACACUUAAAAGUCAUGUGAGAAUCCACACAGGAGAGAAUACUUCCUAUGGCGCUUUCUGGUACUUAGAAAGACAACGCAAACGGGAAGUUAACAAAGACAAUCACAAACUAAGAGAACUAGGUGACAUUCUUCUCGAACUGGAGUGUGCUAAAGUAGAAGGAUUCAUCAGGAACCAGGCGAAAAUUAGAAAUGACCCCAGCUUCACCCUCUACACCUCAACUAACCAGGUGUCCAUGAAAAGUGAGAAACCUGCCAGGUACAGCAGCAAGACACCUGUGACUGUAUACAAGACAGAUGUGUCAUCUGAGGCCUCAGACCACCAAACCAAACCCAACGAUAGGAUGGAGAUUCCCUCCCCCGACAUUGCGUAUCAUCAUCCUCAUCUGCAACCAGUUAUGGACAGAAUUCCAGCUGUGGACCCAGACGCUCCCAUCCUCCUGCUCUUAGGACGAGACAUCUUAAGGGUACACAAGGUAAAAGAGAACUACAACAGCGUAGCUCAGAAACACAUCUCUCCCUCUACAGUGCACUCGAGAGAUCCAAUCACAACUGUGAACACAGACAGCCUGGGAUGUUCCGUGUUCGACAAAACACAAGACGAUGAUAAACCAGCACCAUCAGUGGAGGACAAAGACUUCUUGGACAUUAUGGACAAACAGGUUUUCCAGGAUGAUGGAAACAACUGGGUGGCUCCACUACCCUUUCGCCCCACUAGACGUCGCCUUCCUAAUAACAGGGAGCAGGCCAUGAACCGUCUCACAUCACUUCGCAGGACUUUAGACAAAAAGCCUGACAUGAAGCGUCAUUUUAUUGACUUCAUGCAAAAGAUGCUGGAUAACGACCAAGCCGAACCUUCACAGCCACUAGAGGGAGACGAAGAACGUUGGUAUCUGCCCAUAUUUGGUGUUUACCAUCCACAAAAGCCUGAACAAAUACGAGUAGUAUUUGACUCCAGUGCUAAGUGUCAAGGCGUGUCACUUAACGAUGUUCUGCUCAGUGGUCCAGACUUAAACAACACACUCUUGGGUGUCCUAAUGAGUUUCCGCAAGGAUUGCAAUGCACUAACAGCAGAUGUGCAGCAAAUGUUUUACAGUUUUGGUGUACGUGAGGAUCACAGAGAUUACUUAAGGUUUCUCUGGUAUGAAGACAACAACCCAGAUAGAAACAUAACAGAGUACAGGAUGAAAGUCCAUGUAUUUGGGAACAGCCCUUCACCAGCCGUAGCCAUCUACUGCAUGAGACGAGCAGCGCUACAGGGUGAGAAGGAACACGGGUCAGAACCCAAGCAAUAUGUAGUGAGGAACUUCUACGUCGAUGAUGGUCUGACAUCAGUAGCUACUACAGAAGAAGCUAUCAAUAUUCUAAGAAAAACACAAGCAAUGUUGGCGGAGUCCAACAUGAAACUACACAAGAUUGCAUCCAAUAGCAAAACAGUUAUGGAAGCCUUCCCUAUGGAGGACCGUGCAAAAGACUUAAAAGAUCUGGCUUUAGGAGUGGAUCCUCUCCCCUUUCAACGGAGUCUUGGACUUUCCUGGAACCUGGAAACAGACAGCUUCUCAUUCCAGGUGUCCCACAAUGAGAAGCCUUUUACUCGGAGAGGCAUCCUGUCCACACCAGCAGAUGGCGAUGAGCGUAUUUCAGAUGAUGCUUCUUGUGUGACGUAUAAUGGCCUGGACGGGACGCUUCUUCAGGAACAACAACACGGCUACUAUUUCGCCAACUCUUUCAACCACCUCGAAUGCAAACUAACAUCACUGACCAUGAGCUCACUAAACUACUCAUCCCCUGCUAAAGAAGAUGAGGUCUGCUGUUUGGAGAAAGAAGCUCUGGGACUGAACAUUGUCGUGAAAGACGAAGAAGAGGAUGAUAUUACAGUGAAAGGAGAGAAAGACGCUCUGGCGCUGAACAUUGUCGUGAAAGAAGAAGAGGAGGAUAUUACAGUGAAAGGAGAGAAAGAAUCGUUCAGAAUGAAAAUGGAGGAAGAGGAGGCUGUUAUAGUGAAGGAAGAGAAAGAACCGUUUCGAGAGGAAGAGGAUGCUGUCUCAAUAAAGGUGAAGGAGGAAGACGUUUUGGGAGUGAAAGAGGAGGAGACAGAAUAUCUGAUUAACACCAGAGAGAGACGUGACUAUCCUGGAUCCUCUGCGGACCCUCAACAACAUCCUGAUGCUGACGAGACAGAGAAGAGUCUCUCCAGAUCAGAACACCAGAUGGACAACGCUAACCCUUCCUCCCUCCUGGAGUCCCCGUGUCGAGCCUCUCCCAGUAGCACCUUACUGCUGGGUAUGAAGAGGUUGUCUGUGCUGCUGGUGGACUGCAGGAAAACAACGGGGCUGAGUGGAACUGUGAGAGGAGGAGAAGAGAAGAAAGGAUCAGGAUCAAAUUUGACUCAUCAAAGAGAAAGACCAGACUCAGAGGAACCAGAGCCAGUGAAGUCCAAACCAGCAAGACAACAUCUCUGCUCCCAGUGUGGAAAGAGUUUUAACCAGAAAGAGCACCUGAAAAAACAUGAGAGAAUACACACGGGGGAGAAGCCGUACCACUGCUCCCAGUGUGGAAAGAGUUUUACCCAGAAAAGCAACCUGAAAAAACACGAGAGCAUACACACAGGGGAGAAGCCUUUCCAAUGCUCCCAGUGUGGAAAGAGUUCUGCUCACUUAUGUAAACUGAAAACACAUCAGAGAAUACACACGGGGGAGAAGCCUUACCACUGUUCCCAGUGUGGAAAGAGUUUUGCCCACUUAUGUAACCUGAAAUCGCAUGAGAGAGUACACACAGGAGAGAAGCCUUACCCCUGCUCCCAGUGUGGAAAGCGUUUUACCCACUCAUGUAACCUGAAAACACAUGAGAUAUUACACACAGGGGAGAAGCCUUACCCCUGCUCCCAGUGUGGAAAGAGUUUUGCCCACUUAUGUAAACUGAAAAUACAUCAAAGAAUACACACAGGCGAGAAGCCUUACCACUGCUCCCAGUGUGGAAGGAGUUUUACCCACUUAUGUAACCUGAAAAGACAUGAAAGAUUACACACAGUCUGAACAGUAGAACAUUGGAUAGAUGUAGGCUGAACACUUUUAGAGAAAAAAGUCCUCUAUCCUAGGGGGUAGAACAGCUUUAAUAUUGAACUUAGAUUGUAGCUUCAAUGUAAUUGUCUACUUCAUUUCUAAUCCCCCAUAUAUGUUUUUGUGUAUAUAUAUAAUAUGUGUGUGUAUGUAAAUACUGAACAGAAAUAUAAACACAAAAUGCAACAAUUUCAAACAUUUUUACUGAGUUAAAGUUCAUAUUAAGGAAAUCAGUCAAUCUAAAUAAAUUCAUUAGAGGCCUAAUCUGUGUUUUUCACAUGGCUGGGAAUACAGAUAUGCAUCCGUUGGUCACAGAUACCUUGAAGAAAUGGUAGGGGCACGAUCAGAAAACCAGUCAGUAUCUGAUGUGACCACCAUUUGCCUAUAGUUGAUUGUGGCCUGUGGAUUGUUGUCCCAAUCCUGAGUAAAAUGAUCUGUUUAAGUCAUUAGUAAUAUAUAUAAGGUCUCUUACAAAACAUUUCUGCAGCAUUGAAGGCCCCUGAUUUAGCCCCCUGCAGUAAAAGGGUAAAAUUAUCUGUUUAAGUCAUUAGUAAAGGGCACAUCGUUAAAAGACUACAAUUAUAUUUUGUUGCAUGUUCUAUAUCCUGUCAAUCAUUUAUUCCUUCGUAAACAGAAGACAUGUGUACCUAAACACAACAUGUGUACCUAAACA